Molecule: messenger RNA, 1296 nt
Organism: Microthlaspi erraticum
Lineage: Eukaryota; Viridiplantae; Streptophyta; Magnoliopsida; Brassicales; Brassicaceae
Source: the annotation of a GenBank genome assembly
AUGAGGACCAGGAAGUUAACUAAAAUCCAAGCUAUGGACAGAAUCAGUGAAUUGCCUGAUGAAGUGCUGAUAAAGAUAUUAAAUUUGGUUGAGACAAAAGUUGCUGUGUCCACUAGUGCUUUGUCUAAGCGAUGGGAGUUUCUCUGGAUGUUGCUGCCUAAACUCACGUACAGUACUAAAGACUAUUCAGAGUCAGAUUGCGAGAGUUUACGGUCUUUUCUUCACAGAAAUCUGCCAUUACACAGAGCUCCGGUUCUUGAAAGGUUCUGUCUAAAGUUUCAUCAUUCACAUUUAGAACCUCUCGAUGUCAAGCUGUGGGUUCUAGCAGUAGUCUCUCGCUGUCUACGUGAACUGAAGAUUAACUAUUCUUCUCAUCCAGACAAGCAGGACAUCUUGCCGAGCAGCUUGUAUGCCUGCAAGUUUCUCGUGACGUUGAAACUCAAAGGAUCGAUCCUCGUUGAUGUUCCUCGCAUGGUUUCUCUUAGUUGUCUGAAAACCUUGCAGCUUAUAGAGGUGACAUACUUGAGUGAGGAUUCUCUGGAACGGCUUCUCUCUAUCUGCCCUGUUCUUGAAGAUCUAAUGGUGAAUGGACAUUCAGAUGAUAAUCUGGAAGAUGUUGUUGUUCUGGUCCCAUCUUUGGAGCGCUUAACAUUGGAUAUAUGUAGUGAUAUAGAUGAGUUUGUGAUAAAGACACCUUCUCUGAAGUACUUGAAGCUCAAGUAUUAUAACUCCUGGAGUCACUACUUCUCGAUUAAGAAGAUGUCUAAGCUGAGGGAGGCACACAUAAAUGUUAGCUUUCCUUACAUGAAGAAGCUUAUCAAAUCGAUCACAUGUGUCAAGGAGCUUACAUUCUGCGCAGUACUCAACAGUUUAGAGGAUGAUGUGUAUGGUGAUGGUUUUGUCUUCAACCAGCUUGAACAUCUAAAGCUAUGUAUAUGUGAAGAACAUGUGUCGAGAUUGCUUGUCCGGUUGCUCAAAGAUUCGCCUAAGUUACAAGUACUUGAACUCUUUGGAAUGGAAAAUCAUAGCCCUGAUGGUGUAUAUUUCUGGAAUCAACCAAGUACUGUUCCUGAGUGUAUGUUGUCGAGUCUGAAAACUUUCAAGUGGUCAGGAGGAUACUUAGGAAGACCAGAAGAGAGAGAUCUAGCGACUUUCAUCUUACAAAACGCUCAUUGCUUACAGACUGCAACAAUCUUGUCUGAAUCAAGUUUGGUUCCGAAGCUUGACAUGUUAAAGGAGUUGGCACUUUCUCCCCGAGCUUCAACCGCAUGCCGACUUGUGUUUAAGGAUCUUUAG